Molecule: messenger RNA, 1065 nt
Organism: Pseudozyma flocculosa PF-1
Lineage: Eukaryota; Fungi; Basidiomycota; Ustilaginomycetes; Ustilaginales; Ustilaginaceae
Exons: 5
Coding region: 1-1065 (354 amino acids)
Source: RefSeq, a predicted model, not a curated record
AUGGUCGCGAACAAGACUCGCUCCGCAGGUCGGGCCGUGCUCAUCAGCCUGGUGCUGCUCGCCGUCAUGCUGCCGCUCCAGGUGCUGGGCCACCUAGAGCCGCGUCAGAAGCACCGCGCAGCCUCUUCGAGCUCGAGUCCGGGUCCGAGCUUGCAGCAAACGCCUGUGUACACGUGCAACGGCAUGACGGCGAUCGAGCGGAAGUGCGGCAACGACUUCAAGACCAACAGCGACGCCAAGCCAUGCACCGGACUCGUUGUCCAGUUCUACAGCGACGACGGAUGCAAGACUCCGACCGGCCGUCCCUACCGGCUGCGCAACAUGGUCCCGACGACCAUCUCCCAGUCGAUCGGAAGCUUCAAGGUCCUCGACGGCGAAAGCACUUCGGUGCCUGUCUUCUUCUCCGGCCUCGACGCGACCUGCGCCGUCGGAAACGGUCUCGCCAUCGACCCCGCCGCGGUCAGGCAGGCACGCAGCCGACCGGGCGGCGGCUGCAUCGUCUCCCCCUUUACGCCCUCGUCGGUCAAGGCCGUCACGUCCCUUGUUGGCAGCAGCAUCCAGCAGACUCCCGCCUGGGAAACGUCGAGGUACCCCACGCGGCGCACGGUUGCCGGCGCACCGCGCACGGUGGGCGUCAUGAACAACGAUGGAGCCACCGUCGAGCUCUACAACGGACCGCGCUGCACCGGCGCAAUGACGAGGCUCAACGUCCUCUAUGGCGGAUCCAUCAACAUCUGCACGCCCGUCAGUCCGGCGUUUGGCCGCUUCCAGAGCGCCAAGGUGGUCGAAAUCUCGACGGACAGCGGCAAGGCGGUGGGCAACACGCUCUCGUUGUCCGUCAAUCCCCUUGACAGCGCACCCGACUCGCUCAGCCACACGUUUGGUUGUGGACGAGAGAGCUACGUCACGGGCCUCUCGAACAGUCGCGACGUCCCUCGGAUCGGCUCUUGCUUUGACCGCUCCGCCCUCACGACGGUCACUGGCAACGGCGUAAAGGGACCGCAGAACGUCGUUAGCGCCCUCUUCCUCCAGACUCAGGACCCCCCGCUUGCCCCGCCCUCAUGA